GGCCAGGGCUGCGAGACAUGAAGGCGCAGUGGAGCAGUAUAAUUCCGAGCAUUACCGACACGUGGGUGGAGGACGCUGACUGCAGCAAUUACAAUAACGUCCACUGCAACGCUGCUGGCUUCGUGACACAACUAGACUUAACUAACAGAAGACUUACAGGCUCGCUUCCCGGCACCAUUGGUGUCUUCGUCAAUCUUCAAUACUUCUAUAUAGACUCCAACUCUCUAUCGGGCUCACUCCCAUCGACCUUCUCCAAGCUCGUUUCUCUAAAGGAAUUCAACGCCAAUCACAAUGAGCUCAGUGGGCCCCUGCCUGAGCACAUCGGUGCCCUCACUGCCCUGCAACAACUGCGACUGCAGGACAACCAACUGGAAGGGCCCUUCCCAGCAUCCUUCACCCAACUCACUGCGCUAACCUCAUGCGAGAUUUACAACAACCAGAUUUCGGGAUCUCUACCAGAUGCACUCGGGAGUGUCUCCAAGCUAUUAGCCUUCCGUGCCAACGACAACCUCAUAUCGGGCCCCCUGCCGACCACUCUAACAACCAUGACCACUCUCUCGUACUUGGAGCUGCAGAACAACAACCUGAGCGGACCCCUCCCUUCCAACCUGGGCUCCAUUAACACGCUUAAAACGCUCAAUCUGGCGCACAACGCAUUCAGUGGCACUCUUCCAAAUCAGUGGACAACACCUGAUAUCUAUAUGCUUGACAUCAGUGGCAACCACCUGUCUGGCACGAUACCGAACGAUCUCACAGGCUUGGUCUACCUCAUACUGCUGGACCUGAGCUCCAACUGCCUUACUGGAACAAUACCACAAGAUCUUGCUGGUCAUAACAACCUACAAGUCCUCAACCUGAGGGACAAUCUGCUCACAGGGAAGGUCCUCGAGCUCGUGCCAGCUAAUGUGUAG
Closterium sp. Naga37s-1 is the source of this 911-nucleotide messenger RNA. NCBI's taxonomy places the organism in Eukaryota, Viridiplantae, Streptophyta, Zygnematophyceae, Desmidiales, Closteriaceae. The record is from the annotation of a GenBank genome assembly.